UUAUUUAACAACUCUCACCUAUAAAUAAAAGUGGUCUCUCCCAAAUCCAUUUUCUUCCGCAAGGGACUUUUUUGAGAGGGGACACACAUGUUUCUCUCAUCAUCAAAGUACUAAUACUCAUUAAACCUUCCCCCUACCUUAACCUAUUUCAUCAUUGCCAUUCAUUCUUAAUUAUCAUGGCUGUUGACCUACACACUGGUAAUGGCAGUGGGGACUCAUCACUUCCUUAUGAUUCGUUACUCCAGCCAUCAACGGACUUAACUCACUCCAACAAAUUCAACAUCAACGGUUCUGAUUCAAAUCAAGAGAUUCUGAUUUCUCCUGAUUUUGGAUCUCAUACAUAUACUACUCCACCUCCUCAUUCCGUCGAGCCACAACAGCUGCAAGGGAAGGAAGACGAUCUCUUUGAUGAGCUAACCCAACAACAUAUGCAUAUGGUUAACUCCAUGCUCAAUUCAUCAGACAUUCCUUCCGAGUAUUGCGGCGAAUCGUUGAAGCCAUUGGACUCAAUGAGUUGCUGGUCUCAAACAUCUCUUUGGUCACCUUUAUGCUCAAAUCAGGGGAGUUCUGAAGGCUCUUUGUCUCCAAAGGAACCAUCUGAGCCGGGAAACAGCCAUGAUUCUGAUUGCUUCGACCUGCUUAAGAUGCUUGACAAGAUGAAAUUCGACGAAAGUGACAGUUCUAGAUACCAUCCAAGCUCGGAGAUGGAGAGUUCUCAGUCCCAUGCUGUUGGAGUUUGUUCAUCAAACCAAUUUCUACUUAAUGCACAAAUUCGAGCUAAUCAGAUGUCUAGACAAAGGAUAGAGCAGAUGCUGUCAUUAGAGCAAAAACUUGCAGCUUAUAGAGAAAGUCAUGGCCAUUUGUCCCCACAAAUUCAGAAGAAUGGUAAAGAAGAUGAUGUUAGAUUUGGGAUGGCACCUUUGCAACGGCCUGGUCCUAUGCACCAGCAGGCAGGUUCGGAGAAGCGGACAGAUUUUCAGGGAGCAACCGGUUCAAGAGGCACAUCAUGUGGGACAGGUGUUUUCUUGCCACGUGGUGGAGUCAGUGCUUUUCAGUCACAUCAGACUAAGAGACCUGGUAAAGGUUGCUCCACUGUUCUUAUACCCGAGAGAGUAGUACAAGCUUUGCAACUCCACUUCGAUCAAAUUGCUGCCACAUCUGGACCUAAACCUCGUGUCUUCCCUCCCCUACAUGAUGUUUUAGUGAGUACUAAUAGGGAUGGCAUGUAUUCCCUACAGAAGCGUCAAUCGCGGAAGAAACAAACACAAAUUCAGAAUGAGAUGAUUCUGCCUCGAGAGUGGACCUAUUGAAGCAGAAGUGCAGCAGACUGUAGUAGUGCCAUUUGUAGCAACUUUUUCUUUAGUUUUGUUACAGAUUCAUGUUAGUACUUGUGUGGUUUCUGCCAAUUAAAGCAGAAUAAAGUAAUAAAGAAAAGCUGGUUGAAGAGGGAUAAAUAAAAUUCCCAAAUGACUAAAUCCUUUUUCAGAUUCAUUGGAUUUAUAUGUAGGGAAAUAUUUUGGAUCUAAUACUGUAUCAUGAUUAGAUUAGAUAGUAAAAAUUAUGGAUUGUUAAGGAUAUAUAUCUUGCUUUGUUUUAUGCUUCUACCUUAAUUCUUGUGUAAGAGGCGAUCCAAGGAUGGAUGAUACAGAACAAAUUAACAUUGAAAUCUUUUCUGAUUAA
Medicago truncatula (barrel medic) is the source of this 1680-nucleotide messenger RNA. RefSeq lists its product as uncharacterized. The coding region runs from base 177 to 1310 and encodes 377 amino acids. NCBI's taxonomy places the organism in Eukaryota, Viridiplantae, Streptophyta, Magnoliopsida, Fabales, Fabaceae. The transcript is spliced from 5 exons. The record is from RefSeq and is a predicted model, not a curated record.